This is a messenger RNA of Rhopalosiphum padi (bird cherry-oat aphid), 6023 nucleotides long. Its product is annotated as endoplasmic reticulum aminopeptidase 1-like. Gene Ontology annotation, cellular component: cytoplasm. Bases 149 to 3136 code for a protein of 995 amino acids. Gene Ontology annotation, biological process: peptide catabolic process; proteolysis. NCBI's taxonomy places the organism in Eukaryota, Metazoa, Arthropoda, Insecta, Hemiptera, Aphididae. The transcript has 14 exons. Gene Ontology annotation, molecular function: metalloaminopeptidase activity; peptide binding; zinc ion binding. The record is from RefSeq and is a predicted model, not a curated record.
UAAAAACGUCAAUAGGAUAAUAUGCCGUUUGCAGCAGUGCACAUCAGCAGCGUCCUUCCGAUUUUCCCGUCGGUUUUUAGUUCGGAAAACGAAUAAAAUUCUACGGGGAAAACGACAGUGCGCACACAUCGACAUCGACGGCACCACGAUGGUGGAACCGGAAGUCGAAGACGUAGCCUUUCUGACAGCCAUCAACCAUUACAGAGAUAAUCAAGACAUGAUGCACAAGUCUGGAAUAUACGAACACACGGCCGUCACGGCAUGUUCUCGGAGAACAGCUUUGAUCAUGGCCGGCACCACUCUGUUUCUCAUGUUUCUGUGUUCCGUAAUUAUCGCCUACGCCGGACCUCAAAACGACUGUCCGUGUAUUGGUGAAAAGCCAGUAUUUUUACCCGACGAUGAUGGAGUCAAUAGAUCUCGAUCAAUUAUACCGAUCGCUACCAACGGUGAUAUAUUUCCAUGGAAUAAUGUGCGUUUACCAACAUUUGCUAGACCCUAUAGUUACCACAUAAAAAUACAUCCAAAUUUAACCAGCUUAGACGUAAAAGGCCAAGUAUUAAUUAACUUCAGACUUGUUAGGGAUUCCGAUUACAUUGUUUUUCAUAGUAAAAAUCUUACCAUAGUUGAAAAACGUGUUGUGAAUGCGGAAAAUCAUGAUAAGAUUUACGAAGUGUCCAGAAUGUUGGAAUACUCUGCUGGCCAGCAAAUACUAUUGGAAUUCGAAGAAACAUUAUCUGCCGACCGCAAUUACACACUGAUUAUAAGAUACACGACUCGGUUGAGCAGAGAGCUGGAAGGAUUUUACAUAAGCAGUUACACAACGAGCAAAGGCGAAAGAAGAUAUUUGGCAACGACUCAUUUCGAACCGACGUACGCUCGUUCAGCGUUCCCGUGCUUUGACGAACCCCAGUUUAAAGCUAAAUUUCGCAUGUCGAUCUUGAGAAAUAGAUUCCACAUAGCUCUGUUCAACAUGCCGAUUAAAGAGUCCGUGGACGACGGACUUUAUAUGGGAGUUGGACUGAUGCGCGACGACUUUGAAGAAUCUGUAGAAAUGAGUACUUACCUUGUGGCAUUUGUCGUUUGCGAUUAUCAAUACGUGCACGCGCAAACAUUACAAGGAGUAGCUGUGCGAGUAUAUGCUCCGCCUGAAUUGUUAUCCCAGACUUCGUUUGCUCUGAGCACUGCCACUAAAGUCAUGGACCAUUAUUCAGAUUUCUUUGGAGUGCCGUAUCCACUACCGAAACAAGACCUGAUCGCCAUACCGGAUUUCGGUGCCGGAGCAAUGGAAAAUUGGGGUUUGAUUACAUAUAGGGAGACUUCAAUACUAUACGAUGAAAAAGAAACUUCUGCGGCCGCCCAUCAGUGGGUGGCUGUGGUGGUGGCCCACGAAUUAGCACACCAAUGGUUUGGCAACUUGGUGACGAUGUGUUGGUGGAACGACUUAUGGUUGAACGAAGGAUUCGCCAGUUUUUUGGAAUACCGUGGAGUUGAUCACGUGAUGCCAGGAUGGUCGAUGAUGGCUCAGUUCGUGUUAGAUAAGACCCAGCAAGGAUUAAAACUCGACGCGUUGUCCACCUCACACCCGAUCAGCGUUAGUGUACACGAUCCGGUAGAAAUCGAGGCCAUAUUCGACUCUAUAUCUUAUAGCAAAGGAGCAGCGAUUUUAUAUAUGUUAGAAAAAUUCCUCGGAUUGGAAACCUUGCGGAGCGGACUGAACGAUUACUUGAAUACACACAAGUACGGAAAUGCAGAUACGACAGACCUGUGGAGCGUUCUAAGCCAACACGCUAAAAAUACUGUACAAGUCAGAUACAUAAUGGAUACUUGGACGUGUCAGAUGGGUUUCCCCAUGAUCAAAAUAAGCAGAGAAAACAGUUCGUCUUCAAACAAUGCAGUUUCAUUCACUGCAAUGCAAAGUCGAUUCCUUUUAACCUCACAAAUCGCCAGUAAGGUAAAACAUCGAGCCGCACCGUCUCAGUACGACUACAAGUGGUACGUACCGUUAAGCUUUUACACGGACAUUACAAGUUAUCGUGAACAAGAAGUAGUCUGGAUGAACAUGACUGAUGUAAGAUUUGAGGUUGAUCCAAAGGUACGGUGGUUGAAAGCCAACGUCAAUCAGUCAGGAUUUUAUCGUGUAAAUUAUGACGAUGGGUUGUGGAACGAAAUAAUUGGACAACUUCAAUUAAACCACGAGGUGUUUAGUGCAGCAGAUAGAGCUUCUUUGAUUGACGAUAUAUUCACUUUAUGUAGAGCAGGAGUACUCAACGUGACUAUCCCUUUGGAACUGUCUAAAUAUUUGUAUAAAGAAAGAGAUUUUGUUCCAUGGGCGACAGCUCUUGAACAUUUCGAAAACUGGAGCAAAUUUUUAUCAGAAUCGUCACCUUAUAAACUGUUUUUGGAAUACACGAAAAGUCUUCUCGGCCCCGUGGCUCGAUCUGUUGGAUGGGACGACCAAGGAACUCAUUUAGAAAAAUUAAUGCGAUCGCAGAUUUUGUCUGCUGCUAUAAUAUGUGGAAUAGAAGAUGUGGUAAAAGAAGCGAAAAGUAGAUUUGAAGAAUGGAUGUAUGAAAACAAACGUAUACCACCAAAUUUAAGAGAAGUAAUUUACUUGGCAGGUAUCAUAUAUGGAGAUGUCAAAGAAUGGAAUUUUUGCUGGGAUAAAUAUAAUCAAAGUCGUGUGCCAAGUGAACGUCAAUUACUCCUUACAGUACUUGGUGCUUCAAAUGAUCCUUGGUUACUUCAAAAACUUUUGUCAACCACACUGGAUAGCUCAAAAGUUAAAGCACAGGAUGUAAAAAUGGUUUUUGGCGUGGUGGCUUCACAAGGAUCACAGGGUCAGCUGCUGGCAUGGCGUCAUCUGAAAGCUAAUUGGGAUAAUCUUCAAACACUUUUUGGAAAUGGAACUUUUACAUUGGGAGGCCUAAUUACAGCAGUUACAUCUCAUUUUUCAACUGAAUAUGAUUUUAAAGAAGUAUCCGAUUUCUUCCGUUACAUAGAUGUAGGUUCAGGAACCAGAGCUUUAGAACAAAGUUUAGAAAUGAUACAACUCAAUGUGCAUUGGGUUAAAAAUAAUGAGGCCCAAAUAUAUGAUUGGCUGGUAAAAAACUCAAAAACAAAGAAUAACAAAAACUAAAAAAAAGAUUACAGUGUAACAUAUAGUGUGUAUUUUUGAAGUAAUAAAUCAAGCAAAUAUGAAGACUGAUAUGAUAACAAUGAGAAUAUAGAAAAUAAAUUUGAAAUAAAUUAUUUCAAAUUUAUUUUUUUAAUUUAAAGGAAUAGAAUAUUUUGAGUAUGAAAAUGAAACAUAAAAAUGAUACUUAAUUUAAUAAAUAAAUUUAAAUUUGCUUCCCAAGUCAAUAGUAAUAAAAAUGAUUUAACCUUUUCUAAUGUCUGCCAAUAUGUAUACAUUGAAUAUGCUUUAGAACUUUAAUUGUUUGAUUUAUAACUAUUAAUUUUUUUUGUAUGUACAAUUAAAUAUUAAUUUUGAGUACUAAACUUCAGGGUUUUUGAAACUGAAAAUCUUAUAAAAUUAUUGAAAAUCAGUUUGUGUUUACAGGGUUAAUACGUAUAAAAAAUAUACAUUUCUACGUAUUUAACCUUAAUAUUAGUAUUUUUAUUAGCUCUUUAAUUGCCAAAAAACUAAUUUGCUAAUAAAGCCAUUUAAAAACACACAUUUGCUUUGUUUUAAUUAUAUUUUUAUAUUAUAAAUUAUAGAGUAUUAAUCAAUAAGAUGAAACAAUAUUAUAAAUAUUUAUCAUAACAAUAAUAAUAUCCCUUUUAUUAAUUUUUAAUUCAUGUUUGUACUUAAAAACAUAAUAUUAUUAAUUACAAAUAAUGAAUAUGGUAACAACAACAUUUUUAAAUACAUAAAGAAAUAAUGUAAGACUAUUUAACAACUUAAAAAGAAAAAAUUGCAGUGAACAUAAUGUUAGAGGAUACUUUUUUGAAAAUGAUGAUGUGUUUUGUGAAAUCACUGAGUACCUGGGAAAUUGGAUUCACUUAAUAAGUGUAUAACAAAUAAUGACAUUAUAAAAAAUGAAUGAUAACUCACUAAAGUGCUUAUUCCAUGUAUCCAUUGCCAGUUCACUAAUAUAAUUGCUUGUAUCUGUGAUUAAUAUUUUUAAUGUAGUUUUGAUUUUAUCAUUUAAUAUAUCAUCCUUACUGUAUAAUAAUAAUACACUAUAUAAAAUUAUGUUUAAUAAAUAUUGGAUUAAUUAUAAAUAUAACCAUACUCUGAAAUUGAAGUUAUCAUCACAUUUAAUGUUAUGACUAAAGCAUAGCGAACAUUUGGAUUUUCGUCAGACUGAUGGUACACAACAUGAGGAAAUAGCUUGUUUAACAUCAAUUGAUCACAGAUUUCAAAAAAAUUCUAAUAAUUCAAGUAAUUCAAGGUUUUUGUAACUACUAUUAGGAACCCAUCAUAUAAGUCAGUUUUUGAGAUAUUAAGGAAUAUCUAAUAGCUAAUAUUUAAUCAUAGAACAUUGGCUUAUUAAGUGUCCAACAAAUCAUUAUUCCACUGCAUUCUUUCUCAUAUUAAUAUUUAGUGUUCUAAAUUGUAUACACAUUAUUGUUGCACAUACUUUAGCAAAUGAUAAAAACGCCAUCUUGUUGUAAGUAUUUCUCGAGUAAGAUAGUUUUAUAAGGUAUGGCACAAUAUAUGUUUGAGCCCAAUCCAUUCCAAAUUCUGUAACUAAUAGUUUGAACACAUCCAUAGCAGUUUGCUGAACAGUUGGUUCUAGAAAAUAUUAAACUCUUUUGUACAGAAGCAAUCAAUACAAUAAUUGAAAGAUAGCAAUAAAUAAUAUUUACUUGUGUCAGUUAGUAAUAUUAAAAACGACUGUUCUAGAUAAUCUUCAAAAAAUUUGAGACCUUUUUGAAUUGCCAAUAUAUAUAAAUAAAUUGCACCAGUGUUUCGCAUUUUCCAUGAAUCAUUUAUAAUAAAUGCUUUCAAACAGCAUAUUAAUCGAUCUUCUGGUAGUACUAUCAAAUUCUAUAUAUAUAUAUAAAUAGAUAUUUUAAUAAUAAAAAUGUACAGGGUGAGCUUUUUUUAGAACAUUUUCUAGUAAAAAAAAAUUAUAUUUUCUAAAUAUUUAAUUUUCAGAGCAAAUAUGUCAAGGACUUUUCUUUACUUAAAAAAAUCAAGUUAUACUUCUCUUUACAAAUAUAUUUAUUAUAUUGUAAAACAUAGAUAUACAUUUAAUUAUUUUUUUAAAUAAAUGUUAUCCUAAUGUAUAUUUUCUCUGCAAUGUAAAAUUGAAUUAACUGAUUUCUUAUGGUAAUAUUAUUAAAUUACCUAUUUAUACUUGAUUAUUGAUAGGUAUUAAAGUUUAGAGUACUAAUGUACCUAAUACAAUGAAAUAUUUAGAUAACAAUGUGCAGAGAAAAAAUAUAUGUCUUAAAAAUAAUGUACUUAUUUUAGGUAAGAUGAGUAUUAAAAAUAAAAUGUGCUCUCUAAUAUAAUUAAUAAUUAAAUACAAUUAUUAUCACAUUAAAUUUUUGAAUACACUGUAUUUAUAUUAUUAUAUUUACAUUGUACUGUGAUCCUAAAAUAUCCUUCAUAUAUUUCACAACAUUAAAUAUUACAUCAACAUUUUUGUCUUUAAGUAAUUUGUUUACCAAGUCCACAAAAUAAUCUUUAAUUCUGUAAUAUAGGCAUAUAGGCGUAUAGGUACAUAGUUUGUCAAGCAGUGGUAGCUUGUAUGUUUAAAAAAAGAGCUUGUAAAUAGUUUUAUUAUAUUGAAUUAUAAAAAAUUAAAAUAUAUCACAUUGCUUACAUGCAUUUGGCACAUACACAUGAGCCAGCCACUCAUUGUUAUCAAUUUUAGUUGUGGGUAUAUAUAAUUUACUGGGCGUCCCAAGAAAUGAUUUUAAUCCAAAAACUAUUGUUUAUUUUUUCUCAAUAUUAUUUAAGUAAUUGUUUAUGUUUAAAUGUAUAAUGAAUUUAAUUUUAAAUACAUAUUUGUUUACAAUGACAUGUUAUACAUAACAAUAUUUCGAAAUAAAAUAAAAUGACAUUUAAA